AGCUGGAGGCAGCAGCAAGUUAAGCAGCGCUACAGGACAGGAGCUACAUCUCUCAGGAGAAACGCAUUGAACAGAUUGAUUCAGCUCCUCGCCUCUGCUCCUCUGUUUCUCUUUUUUUUUACCUUCAGUAUUUUUUUGCUCAGAUAUGAGCUGCUAGCCUAGUGAAUCCAGCAUGCCAGUAAUGGAUGGAUUAAUGAAUACAUGUCUGAGGGCUCCAAGGAGGAGGAGGAAGAGUUGCUUGCAGGAAUCUGCAGCAACAGGUCUGUAAGGAUGGCAUGGAAAUGAUGGUAACAUGCAGGCUUCUAAACGCCUGACCCCAUUUGAGGAGAGAUGAGGCACCUAGAUGUGGGCUUACCAUGAGCAGCGUCCACUUCAACCACUCCCUUACUGCCAUGAGCGGAAACGACAUAAUGGCGCACUCUCUGACUCUGGAGCAGAAGACAGCAUUUGCUUUUGUGGGGAUGCUGCUGGUGUUCUUGGGACUGCUGAUAAUACGCUGCUUCAGGAUCCUGCUGGACCCUUACAGCAGCAUGCCCUCCUCCAACUGGGCCGAUGGCAUCGAGGGGCUGGAGAAAGGGACGUUUGAGUACGCCCUCACUUAACGAUGGGAACUCACUCACACACAACAUGAAAAAAGACACCCAAGCCUGCACAACCAGGGCUCUUGACACUCUAUUAGGUCAUCUCCUAGUGAUGCACCGAGCUCAAGCGCCGAAGCUGUGUGUAUUCUUUGAUGUAUGUGAAUUGCUAGGCCAGAAUGCCUCCACUGUAUGUGAGUAUAUGUGAACUGUGUAUGUGUGUGUGUGUGUGUGUGUGUGUGUGUGUGUGUGUCUGACUGAAUGUGAGACAGACCCCGUGUCACAUCGGGUGCCCCUCUGCCUGGAGGUGUGUAUUUUAGCUCAUCAAUUGACACAGAACUUGGAUGUAGCUCCCUUUAAGCCACACCUACAAGCUGAAUGUCACGAUAAGGUGGAUUUCUAUUGAACAGGGUGGGAGAAGACUCAGGGACAAGAUUCCUCACAUAAACGUAGAACGGAGGGCAGCAUGGUUGCACUUCUGCGCAGCAGAACUGUUCAGCACAAGAAUGUAAAUGGGUGGAUACAGGGUAUUAUGUCAAACCAGUGCUUUGUGACCUAUUCAAACCCAGUCUGUUGGGAAUCUAAAGGAAAACAGCCACUUUGGUUGGAUUGAUCCUUUUUCUGGCAUCUCGCAUUCUGAAGUAAUGCAGAGAAAGGCAAAUAAGCAAACCGUGACCUACAUUGUGGUAUUACCUUCUAAAAUAAUGCAAAAUGAAAUCAGAGAUUGUACUGCUCCUGCUUUGGGACAGUGGUGUACUGAAUGUGGCCAAAAGUAUACGGACUGGCUGAAUAAUGAGCAUCAGACAACAGACUUUUUUCACCCACAGCACUGUUACAAAACACUGGAAGGAACUCACACAGCAGAAAGACAAGGGAUGUGUGUCAGCUCUACAGUUCUAGACUUGACCAUAUUUUCCGACUCCUAGACCAUCCCAAAACCCCCCGCGCCCUUCCAAACAGAGGAACACAGAAUGGUCUGGAAACCGGUUUUUAUAGUCUGGACUGUUCCUUUGCAAAUUACUACGGUCUACUGUUUCUUCUUAGUGCUGUGAAUCUGCCUUACUGUGACCUUCAAUAGGUUUAUGUGCCUUCAUCUAGAAACAUUAGAGCACCUGUUUGUGGGUGUGUGGGAGUGAGUGUGUCUAUGAGUGAAUGUCAUAUCAUGAUGACAGGCCAGUUGCUUGCUCCGCUGGUGAUAGAGAUUUUGCAUUGGUUUCAUUUGAUUUAAUGAUGUGAAAUAAAAAUGAUUUAUUCACUUUAAAUGUUGCAGCUCAGCUUUUUACAGUUUAUGUUGCUAAUAGACACAUUUUUUGGCAGGCCCCAGUAUAGAUGUGUAAAAAGCCUUAAAAUAAAUUCUGAUUUUGUUGUGUUAGCAUAAUCUCAUCUAGAACAUUUAAGAAAUAUUACUCCCUGUACAAGGGAAAAAAUCUAAUGUUAAGAAAUAAUGGCUUUUACUGGUUCCAUAUUAUUGAUGAGCCUGACACUGAUAUUUUGUACACCCCUUUUUGCCAAUCGAACCGCACUUUGUCUUCUCCUAUAACAUUUCACAAGCUUGGAGAAUGCAGAGAGGGCUGUUUGGUCAUUCCACUCUGUAAAAUCUCUGUUGCUAGUCCAGACUCCAGGCCCCUCUCUUAUGCUGCCUUUUCUUCAGCUGGUUCCUGUGGUUUUCCAUUAGUUUUAGGUCUAGGGACUGAGAUGACAAUAGACUAAGGUCGAUUUUGCUUUUCUCUGGUGAACCUUUUCUGAGUCAAUUUGCCCAGAUGUUUUGUCUCUUUAACCUGCCAAAGCUAUGAAACCAUUUACAGUUUUCAGAUUUGUUUUAAGUCCUGGUAUUAUAAGAGUUAACAAUGUCAUGAACUCUGGGCAAGAAUCCCAUAAGAGAAACAGGCCCACAGCAUAAGAGAUCCCUCACUGUACUUAACAGUGAACAAUAAGUACUUUUCCAAACUUCUUCCUUUAUUUUUACACCAAACCCUGCUGAAGGCUUUGUGGAGAAAAUCAUUAUCUGAGUCACAUGGUUGCAGUUAAAGUCCCAAAAGAGUUGAGCGGUUGUGAUGGUAGGACAUAAAAGGCUUUUUCAAUUUAAUUCAAUUCAAAAAUACUUUAUUAAUCCCAAAGGAAGAUUAAAUGUUGUUGUAGCUCAUAUUAUAAAGGUAUUAUAUUAUAGGUGUGAUAAUAUAUAUUUUUCUUGGUGUGCCUCCCAAAAAUGGCAUAUAGAAAACUUCUGGUGGCUUUUAUGGUGACCUGAUGCCCCCAAGAUGUUUUUGUCAUAGUUUUCUUAUUGUGAGCGUUGGAGAUGUUUUUUUCUUGUUUUUUCACCAUCCUGUCUGCUGUAUGUGGUGAGAAGAAGAUAAACAUGGGCCCUGAUCCAGCCUAUUGCCUAGUGGCCACUGUGUCAUCUUAUAUUUAUACUGAAGGAAACCAGGAAGCCACUGAUUACUAAUUAAACGUUUCUAGAAACCUUGACCAACUUGAAAAGUAAAAUAUAAUUGAACAAAUGCUGUAGUUUGAUUACUUUCACAGGGAUUGUUUUGGGUAUCAAUAACUAUGCGACAGGAGAUUUAUUUCUAUCAGACGUUUAAAUUUUAAAGUUUUAAAUAUCCUGAAAUUAAAGGCAGGAUUUGACAAAAGCUUUUAGUAAGGAGUUAUGCUAAUUCAGCAUAACAUGGAUGUUUAUGUCACAUUUUGUAUAAUCUGAUCAGUUUUCCAUAAAAACUUUCCAUCAGGUCUAUAAAUGUUUGUCCAAUAAGCAGAGAGUGAUAAAAUAUUUAGUUUUAAGUAUGGUCUUCAUGAGAUCACAGGCUCAAAGGUCAUAAAAGUGUGUGUUCAGUAAAUGUACUCAGGAAUGCUAUUGUUAUUACACCAUUACAGCAUUUGUCACCCAUGUGACAUCCUUAUCUUUAAAUAUUUGCAGCAGAAAAAACUGUCUGCUGGUUACUGGCCUGAGUGAAUGAAACAAGGGUUACUUAACUGUAAAUCUCUUUUCUCUACAUUUUCUGUUGUAUUAAUUCAGUUCAAUUGGAAAAUGCUUUAUUCAUCCCAAAGAGAAAUGAAAUAUCUGAACGUUCUUUGAGAUGUGAUGAAGGUGGGAGGGAUUUACAAAGUUAUCUAGUGAAUUGCUUAAAAAAGCCUUUUUGUCAAACAAAUUUAUGGAUUUUAAUAUGGCUGGAAAAAACUUUCACUUUAUGCCACCUCUCAUUUAUGAUAUUUUGUCGCUGUUUUUAUCACAGUUCAUUUAUUUGGUUUUUAAUUCCUUACUAUGAAGUUAAAGUGUUGACAUCAUAUAAAAGGUUCUUUAAAUGAGGUGUUGUUAAAGUUUAACCUACCAUUUUUCCAACCUUUUUGGCGUCAUACUAAAAGCACCUUGUAGUUCAGGGUCACAUGUAGAUAUCUGGGUUGUGGAAAGCUCCACCAAAUUUGGUUUAUUUUUGACAGGAUUUUUAUAAAAAGAAAAAAAAGAAAAUGAGUCGGAAGCAUUCUUAUCUUUUUAUCUGUAAAGAUGUACAGUAUAUACAUAUAAAAAUAACACAUUGAGUGAGAUAAACUGUAUGUGUAAUGAUUACUAAUUGUGUUUCAAUGGAUUGUAAAAUAGUAUUUAUGGGAGUGCUUCAACAUUUUUGAGAUUGGAGUUGUUUUAAUAUGAUGACAAUCUGCACCACUCUGACUAUGGAUUAAUUUUAGCCUGUUCAGCAAACUAUUUGUUUUUUUAUUUCUCAAAAUUCAAGUUGUUACUUACUGCAGGUAAGAUAGUGACUUCUCAUGACCUUCUCCUGAAAAUCUGACAGCCUUUAAAAUGUUCAUUCUAACCUUUUGAAAUGAAAUUAUGAAAUCUAAUAUUGCUUAUCUAUUAAAGUGUUAGAUUAAGAACUUCAGCACUAUAUUUACAUGAAUGUUUUGCAGGUAGCGCAAGAUAUGACUUCUAUUAUUAACUACGUGUUUAAUUGUGCUACUGACAAUGAAUUACACUUAUCACUAAUAACAAAUUGUCCUUAGGUGUAUGAAUGAGUGUGUGCAUGGUUGUUUGUGUGUUGCCCUGUGAUGGACUGGCGACCUGUCCAGGGUGUACCCCACCUCUUGCCCAUAGACUGCUGGAGAUAGGCACCAGCUCCCCCGCGACCCACUAUGGAAUAAGCGGUAGAAAAUGACUGACUGACUAAUAACAAACAUAAAUUAUCUUUUCUUUAUUGACUGAAUCAAAGCAAGGACUAGAUCUUUGCAUAAAAUAAUUAGACAUAAGAUCUCUCCCACUGUUGUGCAAGCAGCAGUGAAUUGAUAAAAUCUAAACCCUGUGGAUGAUUAUAGCCAUUAAUUUUGUAUUGCUUUCUUUAUUUCUGCUUUGUUCUGUUGCACAAAAAUAAUUACACUUCUGUAAGUCCUCAUGAGAGCUUCCAGAUGUCUUGUAACAUAGUGCAAGUUGAUGAUGUGGCAGAAUGAUGGACCUUAACUUUGCUGAUUAUCAGGCAUAAGCUUUAUUACUUGUAGUUUUCUUACCUAGCAAGCUCUGUCCUUGAUGUUUUAGUGAUAAGACCACCUGAUAUAAUAGGCAUGUUAUGACUUUAAUCAUCAAAAGUUAUGUGAUAAAUAUAAAUAUGGAUUUCUAUGAACUUAACCUCUUUGAUCACCCAUGGAGUCUUGUGAGGAUGGAUACAAGAAUGGUUACUGACUCUGCCAUAUCAGAAUGUUUUAUAAUCACCAUUAAUGAUUAAAAAGCUGUUAAGUUUAAUUAUUUACUUUAAACUGAUUCAAAACUGCACUUUUCUAUGAGCUAAUGCAUAUUGUUCUUGGACUCCUGCUAUAAGGUGUUUGCCUUUAAAAUUAAUAUUACGUUUUUCAUUAAAGACUUUAGAGUAAAUAAUUACAGAGAGUUUAUUCAUUUUCUGAUAUAUGCAGCCUUAGAAUGACACCUGGUACUUUCACAAAGUUUGCAAAGCCCUUAAAAGCCUUGCAAACAGAGUAGGUCCAGUUUAGCUGAAGUGUAUGACUUAAUAUGUUGCACAAAAUCUUCUCCUCUGAGUUGCAGUGGGGAAUAUUAGCUAGGAGAUAUGUUAUGGCAUUUGCCUAGAUCUUCAAUACGGAGUGGCAAAGAUAAUAUGCCUCAUGAUACUGGUAAUACCAUUUGAACUUGUUUUGUCAUGUUACAGCUACAGACUUAAUUGGAUUUAAUUGGGAUUUUGUAUGACAAACCAACAAAAAG
Molecule: messenger RNA, 5772 nt
Organism: Girardinichthys multiradiatus
Lineage: Eukaryota; Metazoa; Chordata; Actinopteri; Cyprinodontiformes; Goodeidae
Gene: ctxn2
Product: cortexin 2
Exons: 2
Coding region: 357-602 (81 amino acids)
Source: RefSeq, a predicted model, not a curated record